This is a messenger RNA of Daphnia pulicaria, 691 nucleotides long. RefSeq lists its product as uncharacterized. Lineage: Eukaryota; Metazoa; Arthropoda; Branchiopoda; Diplostraca; Daphniidae. The record is from RefSeq and is a predicted model, not a curated record. The transcript has 2 exons. The coding region runs from base 43 to 621 and encodes 192 amino acids.
AGCCCUUAGAACAACGGCUGACAUUUUUCUCUCGCCAGCAAAAUGAUGCGUGUUCACUUGUUGGUGUGCGGCGUUGUCUGCAGCAUGUUUUUCCCGAAUGCCAUCGAAGGCGUUCAUCCAAGAGGGCAUCAUCAGACAUCUCAGCAACGAGUCGCCGUACCCAUUUUCACAAUCCGGGAAGUGCAGGAUGAUGGGGGACCGGUCUGUGGCAACAAGGCAGUGCAGCUGAGCGCCACAUCCGCCGAGAAAAAAGCUGCAAUGGAACUUGUCCAACAAUUCCGACAGACUUCUUUCUCAGGCAAAGAACUACCCAGCAAUCAAGAAUCGAACAAAUUUAAAAAUAAAAAGAAUCUAGCUCGCAUCGACCUGCAAAAGACGUUUUACAACCCUGAAACUAAGAAGCGCUGGAUGAAUUUUCAGAUCCAGUUGAACCAACAGCGUUCAAAGGGCGGACCGACGACUAUCGCUCACCUGUUUUUAGAAGCCAACCGAACGUAUCCCAUUGAAGCGAUACGACAAGGUUUUAAUGAAAGUCUGGCGAAAUGCGCCAAAGUUUGGCUGGAAUUUUCUCCUCAAUCGGUACCUGAAGACUUUAAGUUCCGCAAACCAGGAAAAAAGUGAAACGCUAAAUGGAAACAAGAAUAUAAGGGUAGAAAAUAAGGUUGAUAGAGGUGAAGUUUUUUUUUUUCAA